Molecule: messenger RNA, 435 nt
Organism: Paramecium tetraurelia
Lineage: Eukaryota; Ciliophora; Oligohymenophorea; Peniculida; Parameciidae
Exons: 2
Biological process (GO): endocytosis; peptidyl-serine phosphorylation; signal transduction
Cellular component (GO): cytoplasm; nucleus
Molecular function (GO): ATP binding; protein serine/threonine kinase activity
Source: RefSeq, a predicted model, not a curated record
AUGGGAGAAAACUUGGAACAGUAUCGCCAAAAGAAGGGAAAUUUGAAUUAAAUCUUGCCGAUCGGAUUGGAAAUCGUCAAAAUUCUAAAGGAGCUCUAUUCAUUAGGAGUAAUGCAUCGAGACAUAAAACCUGAGAAUUUUGUUAUGCAGGAGGGGAUGAUCAAUCUGAUUGAUUAUGGACUUCUAAAAAUAUCAGAUUAUGGUCAUCACAUCUAUUACAAACAAAAUAAAGGGAUGAUAGGAACUGCUCGAUUUGAAUCCACAAAUUCUUUGAAAAACAUAGAACAAUCUAGAAGGGAUGACUUGGAAUCUUUGGGAUACAUGCUCAUUUAUUUGCAUCAGGCAAUUUGCCUUUGUAUUCUGUCAGUGAUCAGGAUAAAGAUAUCUGAUAUUAAAAAAUCGAUAAAUUUUUGGUCUGCCUAUUCAACAGUUUGA